CGACAAGUAUGGUCCAACUGAGAAGAAUCCUGAUCCUUUAAGCUACCAAGAAUUUCAACAAAUUGAUAAAUCAAUCGAUAAGGUAGUCAAAGUUAGAACCAGCCUAUUUGAAAAAUAUAAAAGUGCUGAUAUGGAAGGAGAGAAUGAAUCAGAAAAAACGAAAAUAAACAACAUUUCGACGGUUGCGCAGAAAUCUACGGCCCAUGAAGAGAUUUUCAAUGUUCCUGAUGAUACUGCUUGUUUUAUUCAACAAAUAUUACCAGAUCAAUCAGCAGAGAUGAGAAUACUGGAGGAAGAAACUAACUGUGAGGGAACUAACAAAUUUACAACGAUAGAAAUUCAAACCGACAGUAUAAAGAUGCGUAAUAAAAGUGUUCAGGUGAAGUUGCAAAAAAAUUCAGCUGUGGAAAAGUUUGUAAAUGCUAUACGCAUUGAUGAAAACAAAUGUAUAUUUUAUACAAGUCUGAAUUUUGAGCAAAUUCUAGCUUUGCAUAGAUUUUUGAGUCCAGCUUGUGACAACUUCGAAUAUUGGGGUAAUCGAGAGACAAAAAAUAAAUCUUCCGAAAAUAGUAAUAAAUACAAGUUGACAUCAAUGCAACAGUUAAUUCUGGUGUUAUUGAGAUUACGCAUGGGAUAUUUAAUAGAAGAUUUAGCUUACACGUUCGAUGUUUCUACAGGGUUUGUCUCAAAAAUAUGUACAACUUGGAUUUAUUUUUUGCAUAAUGAAUUUACUACUGAAUUAAAGCCAUUUAUGUUUCCAUCUAGAAAAACGAUAGCUGAAACAUUACCAAAAAUAUUUAGGUCUAUAAAAAACAUUCGAGUUAUUGUUGAUUGUGCCGAGUUUUUUUGUCAAUCGCCAACGAAUUUUGAACACCAAGGUAAUUUAUAUUCAAGUUAUAAAGCUCAUACGACUUUUAAAGUAUUGAUUGGCUGCACUCCAAAUGGUUGCAUUAGUUUUGUAUCUGAUGUAUUCGAGGGUUCAAUAUCAGAUCCUGAAAUAUUUAAGCGAUCCAAAAUUGCAGACUUGUUGCAACCUGGAGAUGUGGUACUUGCAGAUCGAGGUUUCACCGUUCACGAUAUAGUUGAAGCAAAGCAAGCACAUUUGAAUAUUCCUCCAUUUUUGAAUGGACGCGAUCGUUUAACUCCACAAGAGGAGAUGUUAACAAAAAAAAUUGCAAAACAACGCAUAUAUGUUGAGCAUGUUAUUGGGCGUAUAAAAAAAUUCCGACUUCUUCAAACAGUUUUGCCGUUAAAUAUGCGUACUUUAUUGUCACAAAUUAUAUUUGUCUGUGCAUGUUUAGUUAAUUUUCAAACACCUUUAGUUUUCGAUGAAGAAGAGUAGGACCAUAAUAUCGUAAAAAGUAAAGGAAAAAAAAAUUG
Molecule: messenger RNA, 1380 nt
Organism: Neodiprion fabricii
Lineage: Eukaryota; Metazoa; Arthropoda; Insecta; Hymenoptera; Diprionidae
Exons: 4
Coding region: 131-1342 (403 amino acids)
Source: RefSeq, a predicted model, not a curated record